UGAAAAAAACAUUAUUCACACCUGUGUCACCGACUGUACGCGGGGUAUUUUCCUGAUGGAGGGUUAUGACUAAGAUGACCAUCGUCACAGACAAAGAAACAAGUGAUAUCAUGCCUCAAAUUUUCCUUAAACGCUGUAUAAAAGGCUCAUGUAAAUUGGAUCAGCUUCAGUUCAUUCCCAACAUCCAGAAUGUAUUCCAAAGUGUUCGCUGUGCUCGCUAUUGCGGCGUUCGCCAGUGCCAACGACCUACAAGAGGGUUAUAAUGGCACCGUGAGCCAUAAACCAAUCUUCCAAGGCCACUAUGCAGGUGACUGGAAGUCUGCUGUAAGGCCUGGAAUGGAUAUCUUCGUUAACACCAGCGGCCUUAUAACUGGGAUCAAUGUGACUGAUCUCCGGGACGGCAAGGACGGCGUAGCGAGCAUAUCCAGCGGUGGAAUCGGACAUGAGAACGUCACAAUUUCUCUCAAGAGCCCUAACAUUCUCAGAGGAUACGACUUCUUAGUUGAAGUUUAUGCUGACGAGGAGACAACCAAGACAAAUGAGAGGGGCAACCGUGGUGUCCAAGAAUCCGAGUACCCUGACCAGAAACCAUCCCAAACAGUCUCUAGCACUACUGGCAUGCCUACAGACCAGCAGCAACAGCAAGUAACUGGCAAGCCUACAAGCCUACUGGAACACCAAGUAACUUUCUCUACAACUGGCAAACCAAGUGAGCAACAGCCAGGAACUGUCCCUACAGGCAAGCCUCGAGCCCAGCAGGAACACCAAGUCCCUGUCCCUACUACUGGCAGACCCACAGGCCAGCAAGAACAUCAUCAACAUCAUGCCCCAACUACAGACAAGCCUAGCCAACAACAUCAAACUGAACACUUUACCACACCCGCGCCUCAGCAGGAGAUUGAAAUUCCGCAGGAAGUUCAAGAGCCAAAGAAAGGUUUCCAAAUUGAUGAACAAAAUUAAAAAUUUAGAUAUUUUGUGACUUAUUGAAAUUUUUAAAAUGUAAUUUGAUGAUCCUCGAAACGGAUCGAAAUAAGAAUUAGAUAUUCGAUCUUAAUUACGUAAAUGACCAGUUUUAAAUAUUUCGAUCUGACUGAUUUUAGUACCCUAUGAUUAUUACAGGCCAAUGUUUUAAGGCUUCACCACACGGCCAUGACAUCCAUCUUUUCCAUGACACACUGCGUAAUUUAUUACUUACAUAAUACAUACUGGAAAUAUUUUAUUAUAACGCAUUUUGUUUAUUGUUAAAGAGUAACAUAAUAUAACGUCUACUUUACGUCCGUUAGACGUUCAAAAUUACCUUUAUUUAUUAAAAUUUUAGUUUAAUUUACUGAAAAUGCUUGUAAGUACCUAAACAGCUUUUUUAUCUUUUCCAAUAAACCAAUUAGGAAUGUACGUUAGUUAAUUAGCGAUAAGAUUGAAAAAUAAUAAUUGCUUGUACUAUUGAUUGAUCUAAUAAGUAUAAAUCAAUACUCAUAUAUUAUAUCAAUUAAACAAUGUUUUCCAUAUUUUUGGAUGUAUUUUAAUUUUUGUACUGUGUUAUUAGCUUUAAUAGAAUUAUAAUAAAACAAUGACUUAAAACAA
This is a messenger RNA of Cydia fagiglandana, 1581 nucleotides long. RefSeq lists its product as uncharacterized. Bases 190 to 960 code for a protein of 256 amino acids. The transcript has a single exon. Lineage: Eukaryota; Metazoa; Arthropoda; Insecta; Lepidoptera; Tortricidae. The record is from RefSeq and is a predicted model, not a curated record.